Messenger RNA from Talaromyces proteolyticus, 831 nucleotides. RefSeq lists its product as uncharacterized. Gene Ontology annotation, molecular function: catalytic activity. The transcript is spliced from 5 exons. The coding region runs from base 1 to 831 and encodes 276 amino acids. The record is from RefSeq and is a predicted model, not a curated record. NCBI's taxonomy places the organism in Eukaryota, Fungi, Ascomycota, Eurotiomycetes, Eurotiales, Trichocomaceae.
AUGGCAUUUACAAACUUAAUCCGGUUCCGGGACGAGGCUGGCUCGAUCUGGUAUGGAGAUAUUCCAGAAGAAUUCCUGGACAGGAUCGUAGGGUCCCAAGUCCCGAUUUUGGAAGGCGAUCUAUUCGAAGACACUUUAGUCUCAAAUGGCCAAACUGCAGUUGUCCAACAGGUUUUAUGUCCCCUGGAAAAGGUGCCUUUAAUUUUAUGUAUCGGGCUGAACUAUGCACGGCAUGCCCAAGAGGCGAAUCUUCCAAUCCCUCCAAGCCCGGUCCUUUUCAUCAAGCCCCCAGCCGCGCUUGCAGGUCCUUUUGACGAUAUUAAAGUUCCUCCACAUGCACUGCAUUUAGACUACGAGGGAGAACUCUGCUUGAUUAUCAAAAAGGAUGGCAAAGAUAUCUCGGAAGCGGAGGCAGAUGAUUAUAUCCUCGGUUGCACGGCAGGAAACGAUGUUUCAUCACGAUACUGGCAACGUCCUCCACAUUCCGGCGGCCAGUACUGCUAUGCCAAAGGCUUUGAUGGAUUUGCUCCGAUCGGCCCAACGAUAAGAGCCACCCAGAAAACAGACAUGUCCAACCUGAGACUGGAAACCACGGUGAAUGGGGAACAGAGACAGAGCACUAUCACUAGUGAUGUGCUCUUCAACCCGCGGCAGAUCGUCUCUCAUUUAUCUCGAGGAUACACAUUGAGCAAGGGAACUGUAAUUAUGACCGGAACGCCCGACGGCAUCGCUGGUCGAAUGCCAGGUCAACCGUGGCUGCAAAACAAGGACGUGGUCCGCGUGUCUAUAAGCGGAGUUGGAAGUAUUGAGAACAGAAUUAUUUCCCCUUGA